AUGGAUAAUAGUCUCGGAGGUGAGGAAUUGCUUCGUUCAGCCGAUCCAUACCAAUAUGGUCGUCUGAAAAUAAUGAAAGCUGAGUUUAUCAAACGGGACGCAAAGGGUUCACAGCCAGCAUGCUGUCUGUUUAGCGGCGCUUGGUUUAUGGGAGGAGUCGAAUCCGGCAUCUUACAACAACGCAAGCGCAGGUGA
Molecule: messenger RNA, 195 nt
Organism: Penicillium mononematosum
Lineage: Eukaryota; Fungi; Ascomycota; Eurotiomycetes; Eurotiales; Aspergillaceae
Exons: 1
Coding region: 1-195 (64 amino acids)
Source: RefSeq, a predicted model, not a curated record